CCCCGCCUUCUCCGGGUUCCCCUCUGCACAGGCGCAGAAGCUCCUGCGUGUGGAAGCUGCGGCCCGGCGGGCGGGUAAAUAACAGAUGCGGGUAAAAGAUCCAUCAAAAGAUCUACCUGAGAAAGGCAAAAGAAAUAAAAGAGCACUGCUCCCUCAUGAUGAAGACUCUUCAGAUGACAUUGCUGUAGGUCUAACGUGCCAGCACAUCAGUUAUGCUGUCAGUGUGAAUCAUGUGAAGAAGGCAGUAGCUGAGACUCUGUGGUCAGUUUGUACAGAGUGUUUGAAAGAGAGAAGAUUCUGUGAUGGACAGCCAGUACUUCCUUCCGAUGUUUGGUUGUGCCUCAAGUGUGGUUUUCAGGGAUGCGGUAAAAACUCAGAAAGUCAGCAUUCACUGAGACACUUCAAGAGCUCUGGGACAGAGUCCCAUUGUGUUGUCAUUAGCCUGAGUACAUGGGUCAUAUGGUGUUAUGAAUGUAAUGAAAAGUUAUCGACACAUUGCAACAAGAAAGUUUUGGCUCAGAUAGUUGAUUUUCUCCAGAAACAUGUUUUUAAAACACAAACAGGUGCAUUUUCUAGAAUCAUAAAACUUUGUGAAGAAAAACGUGAAGCAGGUGAAAUAAAGAAGGGAAGGAAAGGCUGCACUGUGCCAUCUGUCAAAGGAAUUACAAACUUAGGAAAUACUUGCUUUUUUAAUGCAGUCAUUCAGAACUUGGCUCAGACUUACAUUCUUUUUGAACUGAUGAAUGAGAUAAAAGAAGAUGGCACCAAAUUCAAGAUUUCUCUUUCGUCAGCUCCACAGCUGGAGCCGUUAGUGGUGGAACUUUCAAGCCCAGGACCAUUGACUUCAGCCUUGUUCCUGUUUCUUCACAGCAUGAAGGAGGCUGAAAAGGGACCACUUUCUCCUAAAGUUCUUUUCAAUCAGCUUUGUCAGAAGGCUCCUCGAUUUAAAGGCUUCCAGCAACAGGACAGUCAGGAGCUUCUGCACCAUUUGUUGGAUGCAGUGAGGACAGAGGAGACAAAGAGGAUACAAGCUAGCAUUCUAAAAGCGUUCAACAACCCAACUACCAAGACUGCUGACGAUGAAACUAGAAAAAAGGUCAAAGCCUAUGGAAAAGAAGGUGUGAAGAUGAACUUCAUAGAUCGCAUCUUUAUUGGUGAAUUAACUAGCACAGUCAUGUGUGAAGAGUGUGCGAAUAUCUCUACCAUGAAGGAUCCCUUCAUUGAUAUUUCACUUCCUAUCAUAGAAGAAAGGGUUUCCAAACCUGUACUAUUGGGGAAAAUGAGUAAAUGCAGAAGUUUACAGGAAACAGAUCAAGAUCAUAACAAGGGCACCGUCACUGUAGAAAAUACCCAUCAACCCAGAGCUGCCAAGAAGCAGGCCUCACCUAAAGAUAAGAAUCAACUAAGUCAUGACAGAAAACAUUUAAGAAAAUGGCCAUCUGAAGAAGAGAAAACUGUUGUUACAUACCCGAAGAAUGAAAACUUGGAAGCCAGCCGGCUUGGCAGCACCCUCAGCUCUGAGGCAUCGCUGAACGAAAGCCCCACAGACGGCAGCGAGAGAGAUGCCAGCCUAGAAAGCAGCGUGGAUGCGGACAGCGAGGCUUCUGAGCCGGAGAGCGCUUCCAAGCAGUCAGUGCUGCUCCGGUCCAGGGGUGAUGCCUGCGGGCAUGCGGAGCAGCACCCACAUCUCCUACCAGCCAGUGAAUUGCCACAAACCAAGGAGACGCGCGGUGGCGAUGAGGAAAUGGCGGAAGCGAUUGCUGAACUUCAUUUGAGCGGCACUGUAACUGGAAAUAGAGAUUUUCACAGGGAUAAACAGUCACUAAAUGUCCCAAAUAAUUUGUGUUUUUCAGAGGGAAAACAUACAAGGCUUCACAGUGCCCAAAAUGCUUUUCAGACUCUUUCUCAGAGUUACGUAACUACUUCUAAAGAGUGCUCAGUUCAGUCCUGUCUCUACCAGUUCACAUCCAUGGAGUUAUUAAUGGGCAACAAUAAACUGCUCUGUGAGGACUGUACUGAAAAGAAACGGAAGUGCCAAAGAGAAACCAGUUCUGCAGAAAAGAAGGCAGGAGGGGUUUAUACUAAUGCCAGGAAGCAACUACUCAUAUCUGCUGUUCCAGCUGUCCUAAUCCUUCAUCUUAAAAGAUUCCACCAGGCUGGCUUGAGUCUUCGUAAAGUAAACAGACAUGUAGACUUUCCACUUACCCUUGACUUAGCUCCAUUCUGUGCUGCUACCUGUAAGAAUAUAAGUGUGGGGGAGAAGGUUCUCUAUGGUCUCUACGGUAUAGUGGAGCACAGCGGCUCCAUGAGAGGAGGCCACUACACUGCUUACGUCAAAGUGAGAGUGCCCUCCAGGAAGCUGUCCGAGUGCAUCACCGGGAGGAAGGCUGCGCCUGGUUUGAAAGAACCUGAUAGUGAACUGGGAGGCCACUGGGUCCACGUCAGCGACACUUACGUGCAGGUGGUUCCAGAGUCAAGAGCAUUGAGUGCACAAGCUUAUCUCCUUUUUUAUGAAAGGAUAUUAUAAUAUCUGUUCAUUGUUAUUUAGUUCAUUUUUUAUUUUAAUGCUGAAGUUGUAACCAUUAUAUGUAAUGUGCUAAUGUGCCUUUGUAGUCUUUAGGGAUAGUGCGUCCUUCCAGUGUUAUUUAACUUUUCAACAUGUGGUGAAUUCAUUAAAGAAAAUUAACUAAUGUGACAGGCAGUUGUGGUGCACUUGGGAGGCAGAGGCAGGCAGAUCUCUGUGGGUUUGAGGCCAGGUAGAGCUAUUCAAUAAGACCUUGUCUUGAAAAAUUAAACAAAAAAAUUAAUUAAUGCUUUCAAAUAUAUAUUCUUAAAUGUAAAAACAUGUUUUAUGUUAAUUUUCAUGUCCACAGAGAUUACUCUCCACAAAAACAAAGGUAGUAGAGCAGUCCCCUUUAUAUGACUCAUCGCUACAGACAUUCAGGGAUGAUGCUAAAGUGGAUCUUUAGUAUACUAUUUCCUAAAUGUAAUACAAUCUUCCUAAGUGGAUGCAAUAUAUCUUGUGCUACAAUUUCCUUACUUUUUGUUUUAGCCUUUUACAAUCUUGACCCUUUUUUGAAUCAUACUUCACAUUUUUAUGUGCAUGUUAUUUUUCUAGUAAACACUGAUGUAAGUUUAUAACUAUGAAAGAAAAAUCGUCCAUCCUUGCACCACCCCAUUUGAAAUCAUCUCAGGGCUCUGCAGUGGUGUGUGUGUUUUAGUCUAUAGGAAAAGUUUCUAGAACAGUAUGAACUAGUGCCUAAUGUAACAUAAGUAUUUUUCAUAUUUUAUGUGACUCAGUAGUGUAAAAAGCAGCCAUUGUAAUUUUGGUAGUAUAUGUUUACAAGUGAUAAAAUGAUUCACUUAUUGCUUUGAGUAUUUGAAGGUACUGAAAAUUUUCAUAAACUAAUUAUUUGCAGUCCUUUAAAGAUAACUUGCAACCACAUAGAACUGGCAACUAGAAGUUGAUGGUCUAUAUAGGAAUAUGGAAUACUUUAAUGUUUAAGGAUAUCUUUGAAUUGUAAACUACCAAAUUAUAUUUAUAAAUGGUAGAAAUCACAUUCUUAUAAUUAAUAACAAAUAUAUAAUACUUUUUUACUUCUAUACAUUAAUAAAUGUUAAACAUGGUUUUGUCUUCAUAAGCAUUUUUAAAAAAUUCAGGUGGAUAAUUGGGGAUGUAGUUCAAUGGUAGAGUACUUACCUGGCCGGUGCAAGGCCCUGGUUCCAUCCCUAGCAACACCAAUAAAAUAUUCAGGUGAGCUUGGCUUUUACUUUAAUGGGGCACAGACUUGCUACUUCUAUUCCCCUUAAAUAAAUAGUAACACAGGACAGUUUCUUCUGGAAUUCAAAGGAUUGAACUGUGAAAACUUAGGAUGAAAAAUAUUAUUACCAAGAUUUUAAGUAAUCAAUGAAGUGGUUCACUGAUACAUAGUAUUGAAUCAAGAUGCAAGGAACCGGGUUCAAUGUCUUAAUCAUCAGUGCCUGUGUUUGAUUCUGUGGGCAGCUGUGAGGGAGAGGCUGUAAACUGCACAGACCUCUAGCCAGGAUUGAACCUUCUUGACAUGUGUAACACAAAGUCUCCAGUGUUGUUUCUUGAUAUGUGGCUGGGUGGAACUGAUUUGUCUAAUGGAGACAUUUUAAAAUACCAUGGCAUAACUUCUAUUUUUAAGUUGUAGAGGAAUUUUCAAUGGUAUUUAAAAAAUUUUUUUAUUGAAGAUGGAGAAAUAUAUUUUACCUGUAGAGCCCAGUUGUAUCCUCUAAAAAGAACUUUCCUGUGUCUUCUGUUUCAUCAGACAUUCAGAGUUUAUUAAUCUAUUGACACAGAAGAGCCUAACACCAGAGCAGUGAAUUACAAAAAUAAUUUAUUUCUUCAGGUUGGCCUCAGUCAUAGCAGUUGCCCCCCCCCCAAACAAAUGUAAACACUCAGUCCUUUUUUCUCUCUCCUAGAAAAGAUAUUAUUAAGACAUAUACAAUAUAGGCAGGUUCCAAUACUUGGAAUAUGACAGUAUUUUACCACCCUUUAAAAUAGAAAAACCUGCCAAGUGGUGAUGGUGCGGGCCUUUAGAUUCAGCACUUGAGAGGCAGAGGCAGGUGGAUUUGACUUCAAGGACAAACAUGGUCCACAGAGCCGAGUUCCAGGAAAGCCAGGGCUACAUAGAGAAACCCUGUCUCAAAAAACUUGGGGGAAAAAAAAACCCUAAAAUCUAUAUGAUUUUAUACAUUAUUCUAGUAGUGACGUGCAAAUAAAAUGUUCUGAGGAGAUUCUGAAAUGCAUUUUUUUUAUGACCUAAAGUUUGAGUAUUUUUUUCUUGCCAUCUAAAAAUGUAGGAAAAUGGUUUGAUUUGAUACCUAGGAAUUUCUUAUCAAGCUUAUGUAGUAGAUAAAAAUCAACCAGGUCUAUACUAAAAUUUUUGUUCUUACUUUGAAGUUUUCCAAAGCACAUUUGUAGAAAUUUUAAAUUGUGAGGCUACUAUACUAACAAUAGUUUCCAGAUUACCUCAGGAAACAGUGCAAAUAAACAAGAAUGUUUACAGAUCAACACAACUACUUAGUGUUUUGGCACAGUGAAUUUGAAAGGUAAAAGAGAGAUGUUUUUAUGUAGAAACUGGUUUACAGGGUACCUCUAUACCCAAUUCUCCCCUGGCUUUCCCACAUGGAAAAUGAUAAAAUUUUGAUGAUGUGCCAAUUAUGUGAAUGUUUGUGACAUAAACAAAUAUACACCUAUAUUUAAGAUUUGUUGUUUAGUGUUUUAAAAAAAUUAUAUGAAGGCUGCUUAUGUAGGGAGUCAAGGAGAUGAUCAUUGUAUCAGCUUAGGCAUAUAUCAACAGAGCUAUUUUACCACAUCUAAUAAUUCUUAGCUUGCAUGUGUGAUUAAUUAGUGAUUUUAUAUAAUAAUUGAAUAAAAUUUCCUGAAGAUUUAGCUGUGAAAUGUCACCGCACAUCAAACUUUUAUAGCACAAAAUAACAUCCUGCCUACUUUCAUGAACUUUAUACUCAGCUUAUUUUUCUGCAUGACAUCUGGUCAAAUAAACCUAAACCAAAUAUGUGCAAUAAAAUCAAGCUUUCAGAUAGCAUCCAUUGCAUUAUUAGAGAAAUGAUUUCUGUAUUAAGAUGUUUUGUUUAUUUAGAAAUCAUCAAUUCAAAUGUGUUUAAAAGAUGAUUAUUUUCAGGUAUCAAUAAUAAAUUCAUGGUAUCAUUCCUUCUCUUUUACCCAAUUUUACAGUAUUUUAAAUAUAUCUCUGUAACUUAUUGAGCAUUAUUUGGUCAUUGCUGUAUGUAUAAACAUCAUAAUAAAUAUUAGAUUCUUAUGUUAAUGGA
Molecule: messenger RNA, 5817 nt
Organism: Mastomys coucha (southern multimammate mouse)
Lineage: Eukaryota; Metazoa; Chordata; Mammalia; Rodentia; Muridae
Gene: Usp45
Product: ubiquitin specific peptidase 45
Exons: 18
Coding region: 86-2527 (813 amino acids)
Biological process (GO): protein deubiquitination
Molecular function (GO): cysteine-type deubiquitinase activity; zinc ion binding
Source: RefSeq, a predicted model, not a curated record